UAUUCUAAUACCGAAACGUCCAACCCGGAAAAAAAGGCAAGUCUCCUGUAACCCGAUCACACAAACAAAUAGAGAAUAGUGUGAGGGCGUUGUGCACGCCGGUUCAUCUGUAAGUCUGCAGUCCAUAAAAGUUGUCUAAAAGUUCCUCUGAGGAUGAUCGUAGCCGCUGAGGCAGGCUCUGCGCUCUCCGCUUGGUUUCGGGGCGCUGGCUGUGGCGCACUCUGACUCUCCACAGCGGAAAUGUGCCUGUGUGCAGAUCUGGAGAGUAGUGUGUAAUUUUCGGCUGUGGUGGAGGGCCUCAGCUCAGCCUCGGGCUUUCGGCUUUUGCAGCUCAGCCUCAAUCACGUCACAUGAAAAACUGCUGAGUGCGAUGAUUAUGUGAUAGUGGCAGCGAUGCCGUAUCUGGACCGCUUGAACCGUGUGUGCGGCUUCCUGGACAUCGAGGAGAAGGAGAACAGCUGCCGCUUCCAGAGGCGAUAUUUCAUCCUCGACACACAGGGGAAUGUCCUGCAAUGGUACAUGGACAAUCCACAGAACCUGGCCAGCGGAGCCAGCUUUGUUGGCAGCCUGAGAUUAACCUACAUCUCUAAGGUGAGUGAAGCCACUGCAAAGCAAAAGCCGAAGACCGAGUUCUGCUUCGUCAUAAAUGCAGUUUCACGGCGGUACUACCUUCAAGCCAAUGAUGCAGUCGACAUGAGGAACUGGGUGGAUGCUCUCAACAAGGCCAGCAAGAUCACCGUUCCUAAAUCCUGCCCUGCGCCUCCCAAAUCCGAUGCUAGCACCGUGAUCAGUGACUCUCAGGGAGGGAGGAAACAACAGGCCUAUAAGACGGAGAUCAUUGGAGGUGUGGUGGUCCAUACUCCAAUCCAGAAUGAAACUGAAGAGACAGAGGGGAAGGAGAAGAAGGGAAACAGGCCUGGUGUGCUGAGAUAUGGUUUCUGUGUCAAACAAGGAAAUGUGAGGAAGAGCUGGAAGAGGCGUUUUUUCACCCUGGAUGACAACGCAGUCAGCUACUACAAGUCUGACACGGACAAGGAGCCUCUCCGCGGUAUUCCACUCAGAGACAUUCAAAAGGUCCAUGAAUGUCUAGUCAAGUCAGGGGACCUUUUGUUUAGAGACAAUCUAUUUGAGAUCAUCACCAACUCCCGAACUUUCUACAUCCAGACAGACACGCCCGAGGAAAUGCACGGUUGGAUCAAUGAUAUUGACAUGAAAAUUCGGGAAUUCAGAGGACCUCCACGGGUAACCCAGACUUCUUUCACUCAUAUAUGUGGACAGUUUAAGCGAGUGACGUCUCUCCAUCAAAAACACAAUCCCAGCGGUCCCUCUCGUCAGCAGAGUAACGAGGCGCGGCCCCAGCUGGUCAAGUCCUGCUCUGUGGCUCCAGGCUGGCAACCCUGGACCCCAGUUCCCCCGGGUGAGCCGUCCAUCAUGGACAUGGAGGACGAAGACAGCCCGUUCAGUCCUGUCCCCACUCUGCCUUCGCUCUCCUCUUCAUCCACUUCCUCGUCCACCUCAUCCUCCUCCAACUCCCUGUCCACCCCAACCCCUUGCCCCAGUGCGUCCCAGGUACCUUCGACCAGUGGGCUGGGGAUGCUCACAGCAUCGGCAGAUGCUGCUAGCGGCCGGCGACGGCACCGCUCGCAGCCUCAGCCUCACUCCUCCUUCCCCUUCAGCCUGGAUGACGACGGCAUCCGCACAACAGACGUGUAACGCUGAGCGGUCUGUGCAGACUCUGGUGUGGACUAAAGUGUUGGUACCUUUUUUAAGUGAUGAAUGUGACUGAUGAUGGUAGUAUUCCCUGCUAAUGAAGAGACGAUGUGUCUAUGGCAUGAGAUUGGGGUCCACCUGCUGGUGGUGUUAAUGCUUUGCAGACGAAGGAUGCACCCAGCUGCAAGGAGGAGAGGAACUGUUUUUAUUGGUCCAAGGACUGUGAAAAGGAGUGAUGGAGUAUUUUAGUGCAACUUCCUCUGAAAACUUGAAUAAUCUUGUUAGUUUUCCUUUUUUUAAACUUAAAAAUGGCGGCACAUGCUUUCAGACUCCUGCACUUGGCCUCAUAUUUGAAUCCCUGACACCAGGACUGUGCUUUGCAAGAGUUAUUAAAUAAAAUGUUUAAUGAAAUUUUAACACUUUUAAAAAUUAGGGUUUUUUAUAUUCAGACAUCUCAAAAAUAUACUAUUAGCUUCUUUUCACUUUGUUUCACCCAUGCCAGUGUUUUUCAGUCAUUCAUUCCUGAAACACAUUCUCAUAAAGAAACAAUUACAUCAUCUGCAUAUAGUUACAUUUUACUCAUUUGUAUUUUUAACAGCUUUCAUGUAUUUGCUCUGUUUCUAAUUUUAAAAUUUCUGCUUAAAGAUCAACUGUCGGUUAACUGUGAGUCCGUUUGAAGGUUGAAGCUCGGUACCAUGAGAAUGCUGCAGUGUUACAGUGGUACUUGUAAAACAUCCUGCUGGUAUCAAACCACAGCUCAUGAUUGCAUCAGCUGCUUUGGAAAUGUAAAUGUGAUUGUUGUUUUGCAGCAUUACGUGGGACGUUUUUGCCACUACCUUUGGUAAUUGAACUGUAAUUCUGCACUUUGCAUUAGUACGUGCAUGUAUGUGUAUGUUAUGUUUUUUUUUAUAGUUUUGACUGAUCUUUCACAGUGGUUAACUAUAUCUUCCUCACAUGCUCAGUGUUGCUACACUAGCUUAUGUUGAUACUUCAUUGAUGUGGUACCGUGUUCAUUCCUGUUUCCAUUCUCUGAAGCGUGUGCACUUAUCUACCUGCAUGUCAUGGUAGUUCUUUCUCUAAUAUUAAAUAAUGCUUUAUAUUUUU
Messenger RNA from Xiphophorus maculatus (southern platyfish), 2814 nucleotides. RefSeq names its product pleckstrin homology domain containing A2 (gene plekha2). Lineage: Eukaryota; Metazoa; Chordata; Actinopteri; Cyprinodontiformes; Poeciliidae. Gene Ontology annotation, cellular component: cytoplasm; membrane. Bases 394 to 1713 code for a protein of 439 amino acids. The transcript has 13 exons. Gene Ontology annotation, molecular function: PDZ domain binding. The record is from RefSeq and is a predicted model, not a curated record.